CAUUUUCGAGAAAAGGUGGCUAGUAACAAAAUAUUUGGAUUAACGUCAAGUGUAUUUAAAAAUUUCAAAAUCAACUCUUCGUUUCCGCAAACAAUUGAAUUUGUUGGCAUAAACGCAACAUGGAAACCGAAAUAAAUAAGUGCCAAAAACAAUAGUGGGUGUUGAGCGGCGAUAAAAAAAUCAUUGUUCGUGCGGUCGAUGUGGAUGCAGCAGGCGAGAUGAGCGGUUUACAGGAGCAGGACACAACAGCUCAAGAUGCAGCUGCAGAGGAAGUUACCAAACAGACGAUCCGCAUGCAGGUAUGGCAGGACAUGAUGAAAAACGAUAUUUCCGUAUUCCCAAAACCGUUCGGCAGAAUACCAAAUUUCAAGGGAGUUACUGAAGCAUCGGAGAAAUUGCUCGAGCUCGAGGACUUUCAACAGGCCAAGGCGAUCAUAGUCGGACCCGAUAAACCGUUGGAGACCGUGCGACUGUUGGCGCUGGAGAACGGUAAAGAUCUGUACGUGCCGAUUCCGAGAUUGAAAAAUUGGUUGCUGAAGAAGCUGUCGAAGGAUGAUAAUGCGGAUAUUAAGAAGGUCGUCAAUCGUUGGGGUAUUGAGAAUACAGGCAAGCCCGUGGAUUUGGAGGAGGAACUCCACAUUGAUUUGCUUGUUAUGGGAAGUGUUGCUGUUUCGAAGGAAGGCCAUAGAAUUGGAAAGGGAAAAGGUUAUUCUGAUUUGGAAUAUGCAAUUCUGAAAGUUAUGAAGGCUGUGGAUGAAAACACCAUUAUUGUUACUGUCGUUCACGAUUCUCAAGUUUUUGAUGAGUUACCAGUUGAUUUGUUUAAAAAGCAUGAUGUUCCUGUUGACUACAUAGUGACUCCAACACAGGUGAUAAAAGUUGAAACAUGUUUACCCAAGCCUGCUGGGGUGUACUGGGAUUUGUUAUCAAAGAAAAGAGUUACAUUUAUGGAUACCUUGCAAAGACUAAAGAAAAAACAGGAAAGUGACGGGGUGGAUACGACGUUGAAGGAAAUAGACUCUGAUAAUGGGAUGAACGGUAGAAGGAGGUUCAGAAGACCGUUUAGAAAGGUUCGUAAAUCCAGCGACGAGGACAAUUCGACUCCUAAAGAAGAUAGGAAGACUCCGAGAACUCCCAGAAGAAAAUUCCAAGGCAGGAGGUACAAUAGGAAGAAAUCUCAGACUGAUUCUUCCACGGAGGAGAAUAAUAAAGACCCAUUGAAGGAUGCCAAUCCUACUUCCGGUAGACGUCGUCCCAGCUCAAAACGUACAAACAGGCGCUUCCACAUCGAUUUUUCCUUGCUUGUAAGUAACAUUGAGCGGAACGUUCGCGUAAGGGACUUGAAGAACGCUCUGACUGAACAUGGUGUUAAACCAGAUGACAUAACUUGGAAGGGUUAUAAGGGUUUCUGCUAUUUGCAUUAUGGAAAGCCUUUUAAAAAGCAACUUGACAAGGAGAAUGAGAAGAAGCCGUUUUCAGUCAACAGCGUUGUUAAUGUUUUGCAAUCUCUAAAAUUAAGUGACAACACCACUUGCAAUUUGGACGUGAAAAUUAUGGAACCCAUAAGCAGGAUCGAGACGACUGACAUUACUGCAGUUUGAAUAUUAUUUAGUUAUAUCAUUUAUAUUACUCAAUUAUCAUAGUACAAAAAAAAUUAUUUCGUUCCUUUUUUUAUAAAUGUAGCUUUAGUUUUUUUCUGGAAAGCUUUAAUUUUUGUAAGAAAUAUGUAUUUUGUAUAUCUUUAUAAUAAAUGAUGGUUUUGUA
This is a messenger RNA of Aethina tumida (small hive beetle), 1764 nucleotides long. RefSeq names its product methenyltetrahydrofolate synthase domain-containing protein. Gene Ontology annotation, cellular component: cytoplasm. The record is from RefSeq and is a predicted model, not a curated record. The coding region runs from base 219 to 1601 and encodes 460 amino acids. NCBI's taxonomy places the organism in Eukaryota, Metazoa, Arthropoda, Insecta, Coleoptera, Nitidulidae. The transcript is spliced from 4 exons.